GACUCAAGCCUCAGAGCUGUGACAUACUGCCGAAAGGUUGUAGGGCAAGAGGGUGUCUCCCCCAAACUGCCGGACCCUCCUUCAGCCUCUACAUGGACUAUAAUAGGAUGAAUUCCUUUUUAGAGUACCCACUUUGUAAUCGGGGACCGAGCGCCUACAGCGCCCCAACCUCCUUUCCCCCCAGCUCAGCUCCAGCCGUUGACAGCUACGCGGGGGAGAGCCGGUAUGGUGGGGGGCUGUCCAGCCCAGCGCUCCAACAAAACUCGGGGUAUCCUGUCCAGCAGCCACCUUCAUCCCUGGGGGUGUCCUUUUCCAGCUCCGCUCCCUCGGGGUACGCCCCAGCGGCCUGCCACCCCAGCUAUGGGCCUUCUCAGUACUAUUCUGUGGGUCAGACGGAAGGAGAUGGAGGCUAUUUUCAUCCAUCGAGCUACGGAGCCCAGCUAGGGAGUUUGCCCGACAGCUACGGAGCGGGUGGAGUCGGCCCAGGGCCAUAUCCUCCGCUGCCGCCGCCGCCGCCGCAGCCCCCUUACGGAACUGAGCAGACCGCAAACUUUGCACCAGCCUACGAUCUCCUCUCUGAGGACAAGGAAUCAUCCUGUUCUUCAGAACCCAGCACUCUCACUCCCCGGACCUUUGACUGGAUGAAGGUCAAGAGAAACCCACCUAAGACAGCGAAGGUGUCCGAGCUGGGACUGGGCGCUCCCGGUGGCCUCCGCACAAACUUCACCACGCGCCAGUUGACCGAGCUGGAGAAGGAAUUUCAUUUCAACAAAUACCUGAGCCGUGCGCGGAGGGUGGAGAUCGCCGCCACCCUGGAGCUCAAUGAAACACAGGUGAAAAUAUGGUUCCAGAACCGGCGCAUGAAGCAGAAGAAAAGAGAACGAGAGGGAGGCAGGGUGCCUACAGCCCCUUCGGGUUGCCCCAAGGAAGCGCCUGGAGAUGCCUCCGACCAGUCCACGUGCACCUCCCCCGAAGCCUCGCCCAGCUCCAUCACCUCUUGAACUACCCGGCUUUCAGCGCUGGACCCAGUCCUCUCGUAGACUCUCCCAAACUUCACAGCCCUGGUUAUCCUCCUCAAGGCCGCGCAACCAGUUUAGAGCUGCCUAGGAAACUGGGCAGGAGUGGGGAAACUAAUUUUUCUCAGAUCUGGGGGUGGAGGGACGGCUGAUAGCUGGGGGAUCCUACAGGUCUCGGGAUUUCGGGAGUACCCAGCCAUCAGAGGUGGAGAAAAGGCCUUUUGCCUUUGAUCUGGAGGUUGGCUCAAUGUCAACACUCUAGUGGGGGUAGGAGCCAGCUCACCCUGGAUUCUCCUUUCCCUUCCGACUGUGCCUUUGAGCUUGGAGAAUUCUCUUUGAGCAUUCUUGCCCCCAACUCUGCUUUCUAGGCCUGGGAUAGAAAGAAUCCUCAGGAUUUUCCUGUGGGGGAUGUGUUGGAGUGCAGGCACAUUACCAUCCAUCUUUAAUCUUAAUCCUUAAUCCAGCCAACUCACCGCAGACCUUAUAAUAGCGCCGACUACCUUGUGACAUACCAAAAACAAACAAACAAACAAACAAAACAAAAAAAACCCCAACCAACCAACCAAAACCAACUAAACCAACAAAAAACACCCUGUCCCAAGCAAUCCCACAAACUCUUUGCUGGCACACUCUAUUGCACUAAUGCAGCCUUCCGAGGCUGUUUUGUGAAACCCACCCCUUCCCACCGGCUACGCCAUCACUAAAUCACCAAAGCGUUUUGGAAGUUGGUACUAUUUCUGGAGCAUCAUUGCAAGGACCGCCUCAAGUAAUCCUCAACCAAGAAGGGGUGGGCACUACCCCCUCCUCACCUCCUCUCCCCCUAUUUAUUGCCUCUGGAAACCCCCCACCCCAUUCUCUUUUCCACAAGCCGCCCUACCCCUGGGGCAGUCUGGACAGGUCCAGGAAUAGCGACUGAGUUCCCAGCAGAUUCCUGCAUUUCUCUGAACUUUGAAGACAGCAGAGAGGCCAUUUGAGUUUCUGGAAAACUAUGUCCCA
Peromyscus leucopus (white-footed mouse) is the source of this 2012-nucleotide messenger RNA. RefSeq names its product homeobox B1 (gene Hoxb1). Gene Ontology annotation, cellular component: nucleus. Bases 93 to 1001 code for a protein of 302 amino acids. The record is from RefSeq and is a predicted model, not a curated record. Gene Ontology annotation, biological process: regulation of transcription by RNA polymerase II. Gene Ontology annotation, molecular function: RNA polymerase II cis-regulatory region sequence-specific DNA binding; DNA-binding transcription factor activity, RNA polymerase II-specific. The transcript has 2 exons. NCBI's taxonomy places the organism in Eukaryota, Metazoa, Chordata, Mammalia, Rodentia, Cricetidae.